AUGAAGAGGAAGAAAGAUGAAGAGGAGAAGACGUUGUGCUUCCGGAUUCGCAGGAACAUGGCGGUCAAUGAGAUGGAGGAAGGCAGGAGGAUCAGGAUGGCCGAACGUGAGAGGGCAGCGAGGGACGCCAAGGCGGUGGCGAAGGGGAAGGAGAAGAAGAGGAGGUUAGAGGAGGAGGUGAGGAAGGAGCGGGAGAAGAUGAGGAAAGAGGAGGAGGAGAAGAGGGCGCGCGCCGAGAAGCAAAAGCUUAAGGAGAAGGAGCGGAAGAAGCGCGAGGAGGAGGCGAAGAAGAGGCGUGAAAAGGAAGAUAAAGAGAAGAAAAAGAGAAAAGAGGAGUCCAAGAAAAAGAAGACCAGAAAAAUCAGCUAG
Molecule: messenger RNA, 369 nt
Organism: Panicum hallii
Lineage: Eukaryota; Viridiplantae; Streptophyta; Magnoliopsida; Poales; Poaceae
Product: protein PXR1-like
Exons: 1
Coding region: 1-369 (122 amino acids)
Source: RefSeq, a predicted model, not a curated record